CGCAACCCCCAAACAGAUGGACGUUUAAAUUCGAGUGCCUCGGAACGAUCCAAAUUGCCAGACCCCGGAUUCCUGCUAUCAUCCGCAGACGAAGAAGAAUCUAUUGCCCGAGUUAUUGAUGUGGAACACUCGCGUCGCCUACCCGGCAUGAUGAUUGGCAGUGUGUUCUUGGCCAAACCAAAUAACGUGGUACGCCAUGGAUAUCUCUCUAAGCUCGGUAUACAGCAUUCUGAUAUAGAUAGUAUAUACUCCGCCGGCGAAUAUAGUGAGAACACGAGUAUAUGCAGUCCCAGCCCCAGCCAGCCGCGGUCACCGUACAUUUACGGCAGUGUUUCGGGUAGUUGA
Sphaeroforma arctica JP610 is the source of this 345-nucleotide messenger RNA. RefSeq lists its product as hypothetical. The annotation marks the transcript as partial. The record is from RefSeq and is a predicted model, not a curated record. NCBI's taxonomy places the organism in Eukaryota, Ichthyosporea, Ichthyophonida. The transcript has 2 exons.